GGCCCCGCCCCCUAAUCCCGGAGGUCCCGUGUCCCGGCCGCGCCGCCCACGUCGGGCCGCCCCCUGGGGACCCCCGCCGCGGCGCCAUGGCCUCGGAGUCGGUGAAGGUGGUGGUGCGCUGCCGCCCCAUGAACCAGCGGGAGCGGGAGCUGAACUGCCAGCCUGUGGUGACGGUGGACUCCGCGCGCGGCCAGUGCUUCAUCCAGAACCCGGGCGCCGCCGACGAGCCGCCCAAGCAGUUCACCUUCGACGGCGCCUACUACAUGGACCACUUCACCGAGCAGAUCUACAACGAGAUCGCCUACCCGCUGGUGGAGGGUGUCACUGAGGGCUACAAUGGCACCAUCUUCGCUUACGGCCAGACGGGCAGCGGGAAGUCCUUCACCAUGCAGGGCUUGCCGGACCCAUCUUCCCAGAGAGGCAUCAUCCCCAGGGCCUUCGAGCACGUUUUCGAGAGUGUCCAGUGUGCAGAGAAUACCAAGUUCCUGGUCCGGGCCUCCUACCUGGAGAUCUACAAUGAAGAUGUCCGUGACCUUCUGGGGGCUGACACCAAGCAGAAGCUGGAGCUGAAGGAGCACCCGGAGAAGGGGGUGUAUGUGAAGGGGCUCUCCAUGCACACGGUGCACAAUGUGACCCAGUGUGAGCACAUCAUGGAGACGGGCUGGAAGAACCGCUCAGUAGGCUACACGCUGAUGAACAAGGACUCCUCCCGCUCCCACUCCAUCUUCACCAUCAGCAUCGAGAUCUACGCUGUGGACGAGCGGGGCAAGGACCAUCUCCGUGCUGGCAAGCUGAACCUGGUGGACCUGGCGGGCAGCGAGCGGCAGUCCAAGACGGGUGCCACAGGGGAGCGGCUCAAGGAGGCCACCAAGAUCAACCUGUCGCUGUCGGCCCUGGGCAACGUCAUCUCGGCCCUGGUGGACGGGCGCUGUAAACACAUCCCCUACCGGGACUCGAAGCUGACGCGGCUGCUGCAGGACUCGCUAGGUGGCAACACGAAGACACUGAUGGUGGCCUGCCUGUCACCCGCAGACAACAACUAUGACGAGACGCUCAGCACACUGCGCUAUGCCAACCGGGCCAAGAACAUCAAGAACAAGCCACGCAUCAAUGAGGACCCCAAGGAUGCCCUCCUGCGUGAGUACCAGGAGGAAAUCAAGAAGCUGAAGGCGAUCCUGGCCCAGCAGAUGAGCCCCAGCAACCUGUCAGCCCUGCUGUCCAGUCAGGCCCCCCUAAACCCUGUCCAGAUUGAGGAGAAGCUGGUGCCCCCACCUGUGAUCCAGUCUGACACAGAGGUGGAGAAGCAGCUGAUCCGGGAGGAGUACGAGGAGCGCCUGGCCCGGCUGAGGGCCGACUAUGAGGCGGAGCAGGAGUCCAGGGCCCGGCUGGAGGAGGACAUCAGCAUGCGCAACUCCUACGACGUGAAGCUGUCCACGCUGGAGGAGAACCUGCGAAAGGAGACAGAGGCUGUCCUCAAGGCAGAGGUCCUCAAGGCGCAGGGCACAUCCAGGCCCGAGUUUGCCAACAGGUCUGAGUGCUCCCCCACGUUCCACUCCGAGAUGGCCGUGACACCCGGGAUCCACUCCAUGCUGCACACCCUGCCCAGCGGGGAUGUCGCCAAGACUGAGCUUUCUCCUGGAUUCGAGAUGCUGCCUGUGGCGGAGACUUCCAAGUCUGAGGUGUCUCUGGGGUCUGAUGAGUCUUCCACGCUCGAGGAAACCUCCAUGUCCGAGGCCUGCCCAGGGCCCCAGGAGCCUUCCGACGUGGAGUUCUCCGUGCCCGAGGCGGAGGCCCAAAGCAGCUACCUCCCAGAGCCGCACCUCAGCCCGGAGGCCACAGAAGCCCUGCCGCAGGCUGGACCCGUCGAGCUGGCAGCCCUGGGUCUGUUGCCCAGCCUGCAUGACCCGUUUGCCGAGGUGGAAGCCAAGCUGGCCAGGCUCUCCUCCACAGUGGCCGGGGCCGAGGCCCUCCAGGCUGGCGCACCCAGGCUCUGCACACAGCGCCCCUCCCUGACGGAUCUGCUGGGACCUGGUGUCGUUAGGGCUGAAGCUGAGACAGCUGACUGCCUCCUGCCCAGGGCUAAAGUGCAAGAGGCCACGGGGAAUGAGAGGAAGGCUUUAAAUCUACCCACAUGUGCGGAGAGAGAAAACUGCCUCCCAGCCUCUGGACGGGAUCCCUGGGAGGUUGACCAGGACCUAGAAGUGGCCGAGGAGGUGGUGUUGGCAGCAGAACCUGGCAUAGGGGCCAAGGCUGAGGCCCAGGUGUCCUUGGAGGCUCAGCCUCAGCCCUUGCUGGCCACGACCAGCGUGAGAAGAGACAGUGUGGGCGUGGAGCUGGUGGUGCUGACUGACGACCUGCUGCCUGUCGUGGACCAGCAGCAGGUGCUUGCCCGUUUGCAGCUGUUGGAGCAGCAGGUGGUGGGGGGGGAGCAGGCCAAGAACAAGGACCUGAAGGAGAAGCACAAGCGGCGGAAGCGGUACGCGGACGAGCGCAAGAAGCAGCUGGUGGCAGCCCUGCAGAACUCCGACGAGGACGGCGGCGACCGGGUGCUGCUCACCGUCUACGACUCCAUCCAGGAGGAGGUGCGGGCCAAGAGCAAGCUGCUGGAGAAGAUGCAGAGGAAGCUGCGGGCAGCAGAGGUGGAGAUCAAAGACCUGCAGUCGGAGUUCCAGCUGGAGAAGAUCGAUUACUUGGCCACCAUCCGCCGGCAGGAGCGGGACUCCAUGCUCUUCCAGCAGCUCCUGGAGCAGGUGCAGCCCCUCAUCCGCCGGGACUGUAACUACAGCAACCUGGAGAAGAUAAGGCGCGAGGCCUGCUGGGACGAGGACAAUGGCUUCUGGAAGAUCCCCGAGCCCAUCGUCAUAAAAACCAGCCUCCCAGUAGCAGUUCCAACAGGGCCACAGAACAAAGUAGUCCGCAAAACCUCUGCAGCAGACAACGGUGAACCAGGCACGGAAGAAGACCGCUACAAGCUGAUGCUCAGUCGGAGCGACAGUGAAAACAUUGCCAGUAACUACUUCCGGUCCAAGCGAGCCAGCCAGAUCCUCAGCACGGAUCCCAUGAAGAGCCUCACGCAUCACAGCUCGCCCCCCGGCCUCAGCUCCCCACUCAGCAACACCUCUGCCAUCUCGCCCACCCAGGCCCCCGAAAUGCCCCAGCCCCGGCCCUUCCGCCUCGAGUCCCUUGACAUCCCCUUCACCAAGGCCAAGCGAAAGAAAAGCAAAAGCAGCUUUGGCAGUGAGCCUCUGUGAACGCAGCCUCCUGCGGCUGUCCUGCCCCGGGGCUUCCGUGAGACUGCCAGUCCCCCCGCCCCCCAGGGCAGCCCCAGCCAGUCCUCCUCACCCCUGUCCCUAUGGUGUCCGGAUGCCCGAGGGGGUCCUUGCCCUGGAAAGAGCCUUUCCCUUCCCUGUUACCCAACCUUGCAGAGGUGCGCUCCUGCUCUCCACGCCACGCCACGCCAGUAUUACAUCUGCUCCCCUGCCACAGCCCGCCGUGCCCACCCGGGUUAUUCUGUGCCUCGAUGGGCCCAGAAACCUCAAGGCAUUCACCAGCAGCCCCAACAGAGUGG
This is a messenger RNA of Zalophus californianus (California sea lion), 3568 nucleotides long. It is a transcript of the gene KIF17, whose product is annotated as kinesin family member 17. NCBI's taxonomy places the organism in Eukaryota, Metazoa, Chordata, Mammalia, Carnivora, Otariidae. Gene Ontology annotation, biological process: microtubule-based movement. Gene Ontology annotation, molecular function: microtubule motor activity; microtubule binding; ATP binding. The record is from RefSeq and is a predicted model, not a curated record.